GCUUUAAGAACAGCAGUUAUCUAGCUGGUGCCAAAUCGCUAGGGCACACUCGUUCUAUGCCCUGCUGUGGUGUAUCUGAUGGAAAUGGCACUUUCUUUCUUUUCUUUUCUUUUUUUUUUUUUUUGAGAGUAUACAGAUUUAAUCAUUUUGUCUCCUAUUGAGAGUAAUCAUUUGUGUUCAAUGGCUUUUCAGGAAAUCCUGGAUCAAGUUGGCAGCCUGGGAAGAUUCCAGAUCCUUCAGUUGGCUUUCCUUACAGUCUUCUGCAGCAUAACAUUCUGUCAUCUCACAUUGGAGAACUUCACGGCAGCCGUGCCUGAGCACCGCUGCUGGGUGCGCAUCCUCGACAAUGACACGCUCUCUGACAAUGGCACUGGGCUCCUCAGCCAGGAGGACCUCCUGAGAAUCUCCAUCCCACUCGACUCCAACCUCAGGCCAGAGAAGUGCCGGCGCUUUGUCCAUCCCCAAUGGCAGCUCCUCCACCUGAACAGCACCUUCUGGAACCUGAGUGAGGCAGAAACAGAGCCCUGUGUGGACGGCUGGGUGUAUGACCACAGCUCCUUCGUCUCCACCAUCGUGACCAAGUGGGGCCUGGUGUGUGACUCUCAGUCUCUGAAUUCAAUAAGUAAAUUCUUAACGCUGACCGGGACGUUGAUGGGAAACUUAAUGUAUGGCCAUUUAACAGACAGGUUUGGAAGGAGGCUAAUUAUCAUCAGCUGUUUGCUGAAGCUGGCCGUUGCUGACACAUGCGCAGCCUUUGCUCCCACCUUCCUCCUUUACUGUGUCCUGCGCUUCCUGGCUGGUAUGUCCACCACAGGCAUCCUGACGAACAGCUCCAUGCUCCUUGUAGAAUGGACAAGACCCAAAUUCCAAGCCAUGAUGGUGACCCUUUCAUUCUGUUCUGCUGGUUUAGCACAAAUAUUAUUGGGAAGCCUGGCUUAUUUUGUUCAAAAUUGGCAGAUCCUUCAGCUGGUGCUGUCUAUACCCAUCUUUUUCUUACUUCUAUUCACAAGGUGUCUGACCGAGUCUGCUCGGUGGCUGAUUAUCACCAACAAACCCCAGGAAGCCUUAAAGGAGCUGUGGAGAGCUGCCCGCAUAAAUGGAAUGAAGAAUUAUAGAGAAACACUAACCAUGGAGGUGGUGAGAGCCACCAUGAAGGAGGAGCUAGAGGUGGCAAAGAAAAAAGCUUCUCUGCGCGACCUGCUCCAUGCUCCUGCCCUGCGUAAGCGGAUCUGUCUCUUGGCCUUUGUGAGAUUUACAACUUGGACAUGCACUUUCGGUCUACUACUCAACCUCCAGCACCUGAGUAGUAAUAUUUUUCUGCUUCAGAUUCUCCUUGGUGUCCUGUUCUUUCCAGCCAAUUGUGCAUCAUUAGUUGCGCUGAAUCACCUGGGCCGCCAAAUAGGUCAAUUCCUUUUCAUGUCCUUGAUGGGCAUCUCCAUUCUGGCCACCAUCUUUGUGCCUCAGGAAAUGCAGACCCUCCGCCUGGUUCUGUCAACGAUGGGAGGAGGACUAGUGUUUGCUUCUGUUAAUGCGUCUCUUGCCCAUGCAAAUGAACUGAUCCCCACCAUAAUCAGGGCCACAGCUCUAGGAUUCAUUGGAAUUGCUGGUAGCAUUGGGUCCUCGCUGUCUCCCCUGUUGAUGAUUCUCGUGGUUUAUUUUGCACCCUUGCCCUGGAUCAUCUAUGGAGGCUUGUCUAUUCUUGGUAGCCUUACGGUCUUCCUCCUUCCUGAAACCAGGAACCAGCCUCUGCCUGACUCCAUCCAAGAUGUGGAAAAUGAGAACAAAGCUUCGAGACAAGCAAAGCAAGAAGAUAGUUUCAUCAAAGUAACACAAUUUUAAGGAAUUCCAGUAACUGACCUCUACUGAAAGAACAGCAUAAAGAAAACAAUAUCAGGAUCA
This is a messenger RNA of Dipodomys spectabilis (banner-tailed kangaroo rat), 1899 nucleotides long. Its product is annotated as solute carrier family 22 member 9-like. Bases 181 to 1839 code for a protein of 552 amino acids. Gene Ontology annotation, cellular component: membrane. Gene Ontology annotation, molecular function: transmembrane transporter activity. Gene Ontology annotation, biological process: transmembrane transport. The transcript is spliced from 10 exons. The record is from RefSeq and is a predicted model, not a curated record. NCBI's taxonomy places the organism in Eukaryota, Metazoa, Chordata, Mammalia, Rodentia, Heteromyidae.